Messenger RNA from Actinia tenebrosa (Australian red waratah sea anemone), 2366 nucleotides. Its product is annotated as serine/threonine-protein phosphatase CPPED1. Lineage: Eukaryota; Metazoa; Cnidaria; Anthozoa; Actiniaria; Actiniidae. The record is from RefSeq and is a predicted model, not a curated record. Gene Ontology annotation, molecular function: hydrolase activity.
UGGGGGACGAGGCUCGAGGCAGACUGGAUCGCUUUUAUAAAUCCACGGUGAGAUCAAAGAUGGCGGGACGUGAUACUAAAAACACCUUCCAAAAAUCUUCAAAUCACCAAUACCCUGGCUUUACCCGGGACAAUGAAGGCCAAUGGAAGGGACCCUUUUGCUUUAUCCAGUCCGCUGAUACGCAACUCGGGCUGAUCGACUCGUGGAACGAAGUCCCAGAGGAUGAGCAAUCUUGGCAAAAGGAAGUGGAGUUAACGAAAAAGGCAAUAAUAGCAGCCAACAUCUUAACCCCGAAACCUCGUUUUUUCAUCGUUUGUGGAGACCUUGUCAAUGCGUUUCCUUGGCACAAAUACAAUGAUCCGCAAGUUGAGGAUUUUAAGAAGGUCUUUGAAGAGCUCGAUCCUUCGAUUCCUUUGGUUUGCGUGUGCGGUAACCACGAUGUCGGCGAUACCCCAACGCAACAAUCUGUGCACAAAUAUAGGAGUAAUUUCGGCGACGAUUAUUUUACCUUCUGGGUCGGAGGAGUUUUCUUUAUCGUUAUCAACUCACAAUAUUUCAAAGAUGGAAGCCAGGUCAGUGACAUUCAGCAAAAACAGGAGCAAUGGUUUGACGAACAGCUGGAGUUAGCGAAAAAACUUCCAACAAAACAUACUGUUAUUUUCCAACAUAUUCCUUGGUUUUUAUACAACAUUGAUGAACCAGACCAAUACUUCAACAUUGACCUUCAAAUCAGAAAGCAAAUGAUCAAGAAGAUCAGAGAUGCUGGUAUUAGAUAUGUCUUUGCUGGUCAUUAUCACCGAAACGCUGGAGGAUUUGAUGGGGAUUUAGAAAUGGUCGUAACGAGUGCCAUUGGGUUACAAAUUAAAAACGAUAAGGACUCUGGUUUGCGGAUUGUCAGGGUAUUAGAAGAUAAGAUCUGUCAUGAAUAUUAUGAACUAGACAAAAUUCCUGCAACGGUUGAGCUCUGAUAAGUUAGAAGUGUUCUGGAGCUCAUGAUUGCUCUUCCUGUGUUCAGUGCGAUCUAGAGGAGUUAAUCUUCGCAGGUUCAAGAUUGUCAUGGCUGCAGGAUGAUAAAAUGUCUUUUGAGUUUGAGUAUAUAUCAGCAUGCAUAUGAAAGGAAAAAAAAGCACUUCGACCUAUAUCACUAUUAUUAUUAUCAUAUAAAUAUAUUUAAAAACAAAUUUGCCAAUGCUAUAUCUUUGUCACAGAACUUUACAAAAUGUUAAUUUUUGUUAAAGAAACACUAACAAUAACAUAUACCCUCUAUGCAAAGCAAAGUUAAAGUACAUUGUGCUUGAUACUCAUCACACUGCUAUACUUUUUAUGAUUUUUAUUGAGGGUUUUUUUGUCUAGCGUUUGUUUUCUUCCUUUGAAAUAGCUAUGACAUAUAUACAUUUUUAAAUUUAAUUUUACAGUCAGGAUGCUAAUUAUUAUACUGCGAACACUUCAAGUUUUUUAGGUUAUUUUUUGAAUUUUCUUCUGUGCUUUCACAUAUCUUUUGAUGAUCGGAUUCUGAAGUUUGUUCUGAAGUUCUUCGGAGAACUUCAAACAUUUGUUAAAAAGUUUGAAAUGAACUUGGAAAGUUCAAAACAAGCUUGACAACUGAGUCAUUAAAAUAAAUCCUAUUUCCAAUCAAUAAUUGGUUCAAGGGAUGAUUAACAGUGCUGUAUACAUUUUUAAAAGUGACAAAACCCUUGUUCAUGGUUCAAGUGUCCUUGCUGCAACAAGAUUUAUUGCUUGUGUAGCUGCGUCCAGUGCUUUUUAAAACAUAAUCCAAAUGAACUAAAAUUAUUUAAAACCACAGUACAGUUGUACUAUGUACAUUGUUUGACAUUUCUAUUAUAGAUAAAUAAUACCAUAUACCUUAUAUCUAUGCUAUUUUGAAAUUGAUGCUAUAAAAAUAGCAGAGAGAAAUAUACUUCAAAUAUUUCCAAAACAUUUUGCAUUAUUCAACUUAAAAUAUGAUAAAAUAUUCAAAUAUCAAAGUUGGGCAAUUCCAAGGGUUUUAAUGGGUAAAUAUAUGAAACACUCAUGCAAAAGUUUAUGCAAUGAAUACUAGCUAUUAGCUCUAUCACAUAGUAAUUAUUAUUCAUUAUUGUUACUAAACUUAACAUUAGAAAUUGUGAUCUUUUAUUCACCAAAACCAUAAAUUAUUCAAAUAUAUCAUUAUAUAUUGUAGUAUUUUAUUGUAGUUCUACUUGUAGUCUUGGUGAUUAUUGUUAUAAAUAAAACAUUAGUUGGCUUAAUUUUAAAAUAAAAAACAAGGGAUGUGUUACAUAGUGACGUAGUGGGCCAUAGUGACAUUGUCUAAAGUAGGAUUAAUCAUAGUGACCACAGUAAAUCCGUGAAACACUAAUUACUAAAUA